This is a messenger RNA of Cornus florida, 1659 nucleotides long. Its product is annotated as WAT1-related protein At3g18200. Bases 1 to 1335 code for a protein of 444 amino acids. The transcript has 8 exons. NCBI's taxonomy places the organism in Eukaryota, Viridiplantae, Streptophyta, Magnoliopsida, Cornales, Cornaceae. The record is from RefSeq and is a predicted model, not a curated record. Gene Ontology annotation, molecular function: transmembrane transporter activity. Gene Ontology annotation, cellular component: plasma membrane.
AUGGAGAAAACCCUAACCCUAGACAUUGAACAAAAAGACGAACUAACAAUAGAACAAGAUCGCCAAGAACUGGAAAUUCAAAACCCUCCGGCUUCUGGAGUUGUUGGAAGCAGUUGUUCUGCCGUAGAUAUCGCUUGUUUCUGCUACCUUCAUGCAUCAAAUAAUACACAAUAUUCAAAUGUUGUCCCUUCAUAUAUAUAUAUACACACAUCAGUACCAUCCUUUGAUUGUAGGCCUCAGUUGAAAGAAAAGAUGGCAAAAGAUAGCAUUGUUUCUGAGAAAAUGAAGCUUCUUCUAGCAUUGCUUACUUUGCAGUUAUGUUUUGCAGGAUUUCACAUUGUCUCUAGGGUUGCUUUGAACAUUGGUGUUAGCAAACUUGUUUAUCCAGUUUAUAGGAACAUCAUUGCACUGCUUUUGUUGGGACCCUUUGCUUAUUUCUUAGAAAAGAAUGACAGACCACCUCUUACGUUUUCUUUACUGGUUCAAUUUUUCCUCCUAGCAUUAUUGGGUAUCACUGCAAACCAAGGAUUCUAUAUCUUGGGGUUGUACUAUGCAUCCCCGACUUUCGCGUCUGCUAUGCAAAACUCAGUCCCUGCAAUUACUUUUGUCAUGGCUUCUGCUCUAAGACUGGAGCAAGUUAAUACCGCAAGGAAAGAUGGAUGGGCAAAAGUUCUGGGAACAAUAGCUAGUGUAGGAGGUGCCACUGUCAUUACUGUAUAUAAAGGACCUCCUCUUCUACACAAUGGACAGCAACCACUGGGAGAUUCCUUAAAAGAGGACAUGUUUUUCUCUUCAAUGAAAAUCCAGAGCUGGACAUGGGGCUGUAUAUAUUUGCUUGGACACUGCUUGUCAUGGGCUGGUUGGAUGGUUUUUCAGGCACCUGUGUUGAAGAAGUACCCUGCUAAACUCUCACUCACCGCAUUUACAUGCUUCUUCGGAUUGAUCCAGUUCCUAGUCAUAGCAGCCUUCGUAGAAACCGAUUCAGCGCAUUGGAGAAUCCAGUCCGGAGAAGAGAUUUUUACAAUCUUAUAUGCAGGAAUUGUGUCCUCUGGGAUUGUCAUAUCCCUUCAAACUUGGUGUAUUCACAAGGUCGGUCCAGUUUUUGUUGCUAUAUUCCAACCUGUGCAGACAAUUCUAGUCGCUGUCAUGGCAUGGGUAGUUUUUGGUGAUCAGUUAUACUCAGGAGGGAUUAUUGGAGCAGUUCUUAUUAUGAUCGGUCUCUACUCGGUUUUAUGGGGUAAAACUGAAGAGACAAGAGCAGCAAACAAAGAUAAGGAAGAGACAUUGACAACGCAUCUUCUAGAUGCUGAAACCAAAGAUGCAGACAUUCCAUGACAUACCCUUGUGUUUACAGAUCAAGACAGUUAGUGAUGAGCCCAGAGACAAUGAAUCAUCUUUGAAGUAGAUAUGUUCAAGAUGUCAACAUGUAAAUCUAUGGGAUUUUUCUUUAUCCAUUUUAAAUAUCAAGCUAAGCUGCCUCUAGCCUACAAGUACAUUGAAGAGAAGCCCAUUUUAAUGAAAGUUUUAGAUGGUUAGAUCUGGUGUUGUCAGUUGGCAGGCUGGCAGUCAAACAAACUGGGAAUCAUUGAAAGUGAGGCUUCAUGAAUUGUACACUACUACUGAUUUAGUUAUUUACUUCAAUAAUAUAUCAAAUAGAAG